UAAUUUAUUUCAUGUAUUAAUAUUUUAUAUUGCAUGGAACGUGGCAAAAUCUCCUGCAUCCAAUAUGAAAUACGCUCUUUUGAUAGCUGUUGCCUCGAUGGUAGUUUGUGCUGCUUUGGCUAGAUCUCAAAGCGAAUGUGAGAAGCGCCGAGAGGAAGCUCUAAAGCAUGAAACUAUUAUGAAGCUUAUUCCUAAGUGCAAAGAAAAUGGUGACUACGAGGAACUGCAGUGCUACAAGGACAGCACUUUCUGCGUCUGCUAUACUAAAGAUGGACGUCCUGCCAGCCCUAACUUGUCCAAUCUUAAAGAAUGUGGAUGCUUCUUGGAAAAGCAGCGCAAGAUUGACAGCAACCACGAAAACCCUUACCUUCCUCAGUGCCAGGAUGACGGUAGUUGGAAUCCUAAGCAAUGCUACGACUACAACAACAGUUGCUGGUGCGUUGAUAAAAACGGCAAGCAAGUUGGAGACAUCAAGCACGAAGGAAAGGGUCUUGAUUGCUAAGAAUAUUGAUUUUGUCCAAUUCUCCGUUCAAUAAAUGUGAUUCGUUUCA
Molecule: messenger RNA, 551 nt
Organism: Parasteatoda tepidariorum (common house spider)
Lineage: Eukaryota; Metazoa; Arthropoda; Arachnida; Araneae; Theridiidae
Product: U24-ctenitoxin-Pn1a
Biological process (GO): cell-matrix adhesion
Cellular component (GO): basement membrane
Source: RefSeq, a predicted model, not a curated record